Molecule: messenger RNA, 1179 nt
Organism: Caenorhabditis bovis
Lineage: Eukaryota; Metazoa; Nematoda; Chromadorea; Rhabditida; Rhabditidae
Source: the annotation of a GenBank genome assembly
AUGUUGAUUCGUCUACUGCUCGUUACGAUAAUUCCAUUGGUUGUUGGCACUCAGCAGACACAAUUGAGGGAUGUUCGAGGCGUGCCGCUUUCAGAACUCUCGCUAUUCCAGCCAACCGGCGACAAAUUGAACCUUUUUACGUGUCGAGAUGGCGCCCAAACGAUCCCCUACUCGAAGCUGAACGAUGAUUAUUGCGAUUGCUUGGACGGAAGUGAUGAGCCGGGAACAUCGAGCUGCCAAAACACCAAAUUUUUCUGUCGCAAUGAGGGAUUCACCGGCCGAUAUGUGCCGUCAACUCGAAUAAACGACGGAAUUUGCGAUUGCUGCGACGGAAGCGACGAAUACGACGGCGGUGUGUCAUGCGCCAACAUUUGCGGGGAGCUCAGCAAAGCCGAGAAAAUGGAACGCGAGCGAGUUGAAGGCAUCGCUCGUCGAGGCUACGCCAAACGAAAGGAGCUGUCUCGCGAGUGGUUCGAACUUCGAGACGAGAAACUUCGCAACGUGGACACUCUGAAACAGAAGAAGGUUGACCUUGAGCUGAAGCUCAAGAUGCUUGAAAAUUCGAAGAAGAUCGCUGAGGAGAUCUCAUUGGACGAGCUCAAGACCCUCAUUCAGCUGGACGCGAAUAAUGACGCCGAGGUUUCGGACGAUGAGGCCAAGACAUACCUUCCCAUAAAUGAAGCUGACUAUGAAUAUUUCCGUUCAAAUAUAUACGAUCGUCUGUCUCUCGCUAAACAAAAUCAACACGAUGAAGAGGAGAAGAUGCCGCCAUAUCCAUUGGAGAUCCAAGCUGCAAUUGACGCCGCCGUUGAAGCUAGAAGAAAUUUCGACGAACUUAACGACCAGAUUCAAGAUAUUGACAAUAAUAUCCGGGAAGCCGACGAGUUCGCCGCGACCGUUGAUGGAGAAGAUGCCGCGUGGGCGGCAAUCAAAGGGAAAUGCUUUGAACGCAAUGAAUGGGUGACGGUUGGCUCGAACAAGCACGCGAAGCAGAUUUACACCGACGGCCAACAAUGUUGGAACGGACCGCAGCGAUCGACAGUGGUGGUGAUGGAAUGCGGUGAGGAUUACGAACUCGCGGAUGUCACCGAACCAGCGAAAUGCGAGUACCACUUCGUGUUCCGAACACCUCUCGCAUGCAACGAUCCCGAUAGUGAACCUAAACACGAAGAGCUUUGA